CAGCUGGCCAGCACGUCUUAUUGCACAACUUCACUUCGUCCUCUUCUAGCACCCGUCUCCUCCCACAGCCACCCACCUCCGUACUUUCAAGUCACUCUCUCUCUUUGUACAACCACCCACCGUCGCCGUAACCAGUAUCACCGACCAUCGCAUACCUCCUCUUUCUAGGUCUCUCUCUCGGUGGUAUGUCCUCUGCAACAAAUGACUGAUGCAACGGAGUACAUCACCGUCGACCACCACUACAACAGUAUGACCGGUGAUGGUGAUGGUGUGGUGGUCAAUUAUGGAAUUAAAUCGAUCCACAACGCUAGUGGUGAUGGAGUUACCAUCACUGCGGUAUUAUUGGAGCGCCCUCGUAUCAUCUCUGCUAAUGUGGGGCAUGCAUGGGAUCUCCCAGCAAACACAUUUGGUGCUGCCUAUGCAUCAUUCAUGGGAUCUAGGAACUUCUCCCCUGAUGAUCGGCCACCAGUACGGUUCAUGGAAACAGAGGAGCUGGCAUAUGUGGCCAUGCGUGCCCGUGAGGUGCAUGAUUUCUGGCACACCCUGUUUGGCCUCCCAACCAACUUGAUCGGCGAGUCAGCACUUAAAGUGAUAGAAUUUGAGCAAAUGCUGCUUCCCAUGUGCCUGAUGUCUGUCAUUGGAGGCACUGCAAGAUUCAGCGAGAAGCAGAGAACAUUGUUCUACCAGCAUUACUUCCCAUGGGCAAUACAGGCUGGUAUGCGGUGCACAGACCUUAUGUGUGUAUAUUACGAGCGUCAUUUUGAUGAGGAUUUGGAGGAUGUUCGGCGGAGAUGGGGGAUAAUUCCUGCUCCUCUUGUUCCUAUGCCAAAAGCAGCCCGAGUUGCCUGACCAGCAACUGUAUAUUGUUGGUCGAAAUGAGAUUAUGCGUCGAUUAUUAGUUUGUUUUGCUCUAAAUGAUGAAAACUAGGUAGCACAAUGUGCAAGCAGAGUUACGUUUAAACUAAUGCCAUUACUGCUCUAUAACAAAAGUAGUGCUGGUUAAG
Molecule: messenger RNA, 1004 nt
Organism: Ilex paraguariensis (yerba mate)
Lineage: Eukaryota; Viridiplantae; Streptophyta; Magnoliopsida; Aquifoliales; Aquifoliaceae
Source: the annotation of a GenBank genome assembly